AUGGCCAAUUCGGAUGAAGAGCACUGUGGGGACGGCGCAGUCCGGAAAAGAGUUGGCAUAUCGGAGGUCGCGGAAACCUGUGUGUCGGAGAGCGGUUUGGGCUUCAGGGAACAGCUGGAGCAGGUGCAGAGCCGUUGUGCUGAGCUCCAGCAGCAGAUCUCAUGCCUAGCGGACAGACACUCUGAGGAGUUAGAAGUGGAGGUGUCGCGCAGGUUGGAGAAUGAGCUGGCCAGAGUGAGGGUCAAGAAGAAGCGGAGCAAGGGCAAGAAGCUGAAAGCUCCAGACCUGAGCGCCGCAGAGGAAGCUUCCAGCCCCCUACAACCUGGCAUCCGCCACCUGGAGGUGGAGGCCCCAACUGCCAUGGCUGAUGGCCCGGAAGUUUGGAGAUCCACUACCCAGGGACUCCUAGGGCCCGCUUACUCUCGGAAGUCCACCAUGGCCAUGGUCUCGACCCAGACGCGAAAGACGAUGGAUUCCCUGCGCUACAAGAGCCGUGCCAUGACAAGUGGGGAUGAGGAUGCUGUGAUGGCGGUCCUCACCGCUCACCAGCACCAGGGUAGCAUCGAGCGGCGACUGGAGGUGGCGAAGUCGAAGCUGGAGACUUACCGAGAGACCUCGAUGCUCAAGAAGAUAGAGCAGUUCCUCAAGGUGGGCUUGGGAAGGACGUCGCCAACACAAGAGACUGGUCCGCCUUUCGAAGUGCGAUGGCUGCUGUUUGAAGCCCUUGCUGCAUUCAUGAUCUUUGCCAACUCGAUCAUGCUUGGCUGGGAGGUUCAGUACAUGUCCAGCAACAUGGAAAUCUCAACGGCGCUGACGACGUGCAGCAUUGUCUUUGCCAUCUGGUUUAUUCUGGAAGUCUUGGUGCGUCUUCGCGUGGUAGGCGUCAUCCCCUUCUUCUGCAACGAUGACCACCUCUGGAACAUCUGCGACUUGGGGUUGGUGGCAGUCAGCAUCGUCGAGCUAAUUCUGCUUUUCGCGGGCAAUGCUAAGACGCCCUUCUCCACCAUCAAGGCUGUGAAGAUCUUGCGUGUCGUGCGGCUCUUCCGUGUGUUCCGCUUCUUCCGGCAGCUCUCCACUUUGGCACUCAUGGUGGCCGAUUCGGUGAGACAGCUGCUGUGGGCCCUGGUCAUGUUCCUCCUGAUCAUGUAUGUGUUCGCGAUAACCCUGACCAGUUCUUGCACGGAUUGGCUCAAGGAGCGGGUCGACUUCCAGGUAUCUGACUGGGAGCAGAAGAUCUUGGAAGGUACGCAUGGCGCAGGUGUCAAGGAUGUGCACCACUUCUUUGGCAACAUUCCACGGAGUGUGUAUACGUUGUUUCAGACCACGCUGGGUGGCAUCAGUUGGUUCGAAGUGACAGAUGCGUUAGCGCACGUCGACAUGCUGUCGUUCAGCUUGAUGUUCGCAUACAUCAUCUUCACUCUCCUGGCGUUAAUGAAUGUGUUCACAGGCGUCUUCGUUGACAACGCGGUGCAGAACUCGAAGAAGCAGCGAAAAGUUCAACUCGAAGAAACGAUGGACAAGAAGCGCACCAGUUUAGACCACAUGAUCGAGUUCUUCGCUGCGACUGACUCGAACGGUGAUGGCGCCAUCAGCCUGGAAGAGAUACAGAUGCUUCUGCAGGAUCCCGUAAUGAGCGCCUACUUCGACAUGAUCGGGUUCCGUGCAGGGGACGCUGCGCUCCUCGCCGAGCUCCUCGAUCGCGAUGGCUCUGGAGACAUCUCGCUGAAUGAAUUCAUAGCUGGCUGCGAGCGGAUGAAGGGGGAGGCGAAAGGCAUUGAUGUGCACAUGCUGCUUUUGGAGUGUUCAGUUCUGAACGAGAAGCUGGAUGUGCUCCAUGAGAACCUCACUGGGCAGCGCUUCUCUGGAGUCAGACAUGGAUCAGUCUUCGAAAUGAAGAAGAGGUCAUUCUGUUCAUAG
Symbiodinium natans is the source of this 1917-nucleotide messenger RNA. Lineage: Eukaryota; Dinophyceae; Suessiales; Symbiodiniaceae. The record is from the annotation of a GenBank genome assembly.